Molecule: messenger RNA, 5490 nt
Organism: Scleropages formosus (Asian bonytongue)
Lineage: Eukaryota; Metazoa; Chordata; Actinopteri; Osteoglossiformes; Osteoglossidae
Gene: arhgap4b
Product: Rho GTPase activating protein 4b
Exons: 24
Coding region: 797-3625 (942 amino acids)
Biological process (GO): signal transduction
Molecular function (GO): protein binding
Source: RefSeq, a predicted model, not a curated record
UGCAGACACAAAGGAAUUCCACUAGUAAUUUGUUUGCUGUUGUUAACAGAAACACAGUUGUGGAUGAACAAGGAGUACCAGAGGGGCUGAGUACACAUCCUUGUGGAGUAUCGGUGUUCGGUUAGAGUAGAGGAGAUGUGGUCGCCAAGCCUUACUGGAAUCUGCUGAUGAAGAAGUCUAGGAUUCAGCUGCAGAGAGGGGCAUUGAGAGCCAGGUCAUGGUGUUUUGAGGCCAGUCUGAUGGGACCUCUUGUACUGAAAGCAGAGCUGUAAUUGAUGAUCAGCAUCCUCACAUAUGUGUUUUUGCCUUUCAGGCGAAGACAAUCAGUUUAUUUUCAAGGCUCAGGAAUUGCACAAAAGCAUAAAUUCAGAGGAACUUUCCCGAUUUUCACGUCCCUUUUAAAACUCAGCAAAGGGUUAUCCACAAUAUUUUAGCCGCACGUUUCCGAAAUAUCUCGAGCGGUCUCGCGCGGCUGCAAGGACAUGCCUGACCAAGAAAGGCACAACGCAGGCAAGCAGUAAAGACCAGUCACACACCUGGAAGGAGGUUCGACAGCAGGGUGGGUUGAGUGCGGACAGGCUGGCCAGCCAUCGCCAGCGAGAGCAGCUUUCCACACGUGCACUCGAGCCGUCCUUGCUGAAAACCCUAGAACGUGAAGGACUUGUAGACCCGGCCGCCCAGGCCAUCGAUUACUCGAAGCAAUAAUUAGGACAGUAGCCGAGUGUCCAUCGACAGCGCCAUUCCCACCAGUGCAGGAUUCCCCUUGCGAGUGGACUGUGCCCCUGGCUGAGAGACGAUGACAUCGCAUGGAAAACUGAGGCGGGAGAAAGGAAGUCUCGCGGAAUAUGAAACGCAAAUCAAAGAGGUGCGCAGUCAGCUCUCGGAGCAGCUUAAGGUCCUUGAUGCGCAGCUGGAGCAGAAAACGCAGCUGCUCCAGGACCUCAGUGACUACCUGCGUCGCCGGGGGGAGAUCGAGGGGGAAUACGCUCGUUCCCUGGAAAAACUGACAGAGAGGUUCACCGCCAAGAUAAAGAGAAAGGAGCAGAGCGAGCAGUCGGUGGCCCAGUGCUGGUCGGUGCUGCUGACCCAGACCCGGCAGGAGAGCAAGGACCACAGCAUCAUCAGCGAGUACUGCAGCAACACCCUGACCCAGCGCCUCUCCCACUGCAUGGAGGACACAUGCCGGCUGGCUAAGCGGAGCAAAGAAGUUGGCCUUCAGAUCCAGGAUGAGCUCCUUAAAGUGACCAUGGAACUGCAGAUCGCGUUAAAGACCUAUCACCAGUACCACAUAGACUGCCUUGCUGCUGAGGUAAAAUUAAAGGAAGCUGCACGAUUGGAGGAAAGGCAGACUGGCAAAUCAGCUGACCUGGGACUGGGCCAAUCAGGGGGCCAGAGGCGGAGCUCUGUCAAGAAAAUGGAAAGACUACUGGAAAAGAGACAAGGAAAGGUCCAGGAGACCCAGCUGAAGUGCACUAAGGCUCGCAAUGACUACCUGCUGAACCUGGCUGCUGCCAAUGCCUCCAUGAACAAGUACUAUCUUGAGGACAUCUGCACUCUUAUUGAUUGCACUGAUCAGGGGUACCACAUGUCCCUGUCACGGGUGAUGCGUGGAUAUCUGUCCAGCCGGUACAAAGCCCAGCAGAACCUACAGAACGGACUGCAGCAGCUUGACACGGCUGUGACUGGCCUAAGCCAGACCCAGGACAGGGAUGCCCUGCUACAGGCGCACAACACCACCUUUUGCUUGCCCUUCCGCUUCCAGUACCAGCCCCACGAGGGGGACCAGGUAUGUGAGGUGAGUGCAGAAAGUCAAGUGAGAUAUGAACUGGAGACACGUUACCAGCAGCUGCAGUCCAGGCUUGCUGCCAUCACUCUGGAGACCGAGGAGGUUAGCAAAACUCUGAGAGCCACACAGUCUGCCCUCCUGGACAGCAUUUCCGAUGAUGACUGCAAUGUUGCCCCUGACCCUUCCACCACCCAGUCACAGGAGACUGGAGAUGCAUCUGGGACCAAACUUAGUUUGGCAAAGCGCCGAGCCAAUCAGCAAGAGACCGAGACCUACUAUUUCACAAAAGUGAAGGAGUACCUCAACGGCAGCUCCUUGAUCUCCAAACUUCAGGCCAAACAUGACCUGCUCAAAGAGGCCAUACAGAAAGCUGAAGCAAUUGACAGUGACCCAUCCAGAGGACACUCCAAUAGGUCAGUGCGCACGCGGAAGGCUCGGCCCUGCUCCCAGUACAACCGCAAACUCUUCACUGGAGACAUGCUCUCCCUCAUCCAGAGUUCAGGGCAGCAGAUCCCCCUCGUGGUAGAAAGCUGCAUUCGCUUCAUUAACCUGCACGGUUUGCACCAUGAGGGCAUAUUCCGAGUGCCGGGAUCUCAGAGUGAAGUUAACAGCAUCAGAGAUGCCUUUGAGAGAGGGGAGGACCCCCUGACGGACAGUGAGUGCGACAUCGACUCGGUGGCUGGCGUGCUGAAGCUGUACUUCAGAGGACUAGAGAAGCCGCUCUUUCCGGAGGAAAGCUUCAGCCAGCUCAUGGAAUGUGUCCCAAUUGAGAAUGUGGUGGAGAGAGCAGCCCAGAUAAAGUCUGUUGUGUCCACCUUCCCCCGACCCAUUGUGGUUGUCAUGAGAUACCUCUUCGCCUUCCUUCAUCAUGUUUCCCAGUACAGUGAUGAGAACAUGAUGCAGCCCUAUAACCUGGCCGUGUGCUUCGGGCCCAGCCUGCUGAGAGGGGCAGAGAUGGGCGAUGCUGUCACCCUGCAGCCGCAGAUCAAUGCAUUGGUCAAGACCAUGAUCCUCCACCACGAGAGCAUCUUUCCUGGCCCAACAGAGCUGCCGGGCCCUGUCUACGAGAAAUGCAUGACCCUGGAGCAGGAGUACUGUGAACCGAUUCCAGAAGAAGGAGAUGGAGAGUCUGAACCACUGCACAAUGAAGAUGAGUGUGAUGCGGUGGCCGUGUUUGAUUACGUCGCUCGCUCCCCAGCAGAGCUUUCCUUCAAGCAGGGGGAACACCUGAUACUUCAUGGCAAGGCCUCAUCUGAUUGGUGGAGGGGUGAAGUGGGCGGGGUCAAGGGCCUCAUUCCACACAAGUACAUCAAUGUAUCUGAAGGGGUAGAGCGCAAGCACGAGCGAAGCAGAAGGGAGGAUGGUCGAGGUGGCAGCACUGGAAACUUAGCAGAGGAGCAGCAGACAGUGGACCAUGGCACCCGUCUCAGAGUGAACAGUGACAGCGCGUCACUCCCUAGCAGACAGAAGGGCGGGGGAAGCAGCAGUCCAGUUCGAAAGCUCACCUUACAGCUGCCUGAGGGGCGACUCAUCCUGCCUCCCCCUUCUCCUGGCCUUGUCCGCCCUCCAGCAGGCACCCAGGAGAGGAGAAACACCUUUGACUCACUGAGACAAAUGGGUGCCGAGAGACAGACAGUGAUGGUUGAUAAGGAGGUCAGUCGUCAGAUGAAUUCGGUCUUCAAGGAGCUUCUUUCUCGACAACCCCCCCUCGAUCCCAUUGUCACUGCCUCCCCCUCCCCAGUUUCCCCCUCGCCUUCGGGUGCUCGGCCCCCUCAGAAGAAGGGAGGGUUUGGUCUGAGAGGAAGAACACUGUUCAAACCUGCUGAUCAACAGGACUGAACAAGAGUGGGGAAAAAAAACAAAAGAAUGAGCGUAAAGGUGGGAAAAACACAAAAGAGACGGAGGGAGAGAGACUUGGUUAGGAAGAGUGGAAAGAGGGCAAGGACUUCAACUUCAGACAAUGACAUGUCUAAAAAGUAAUUACAUACAAGUGAAAAGAUAUAUAUUUUUUCCAGAUGUGCAGUUAUGCCACAUUGUUUCCUUUUCAUUCUCGGUCCCACAUCCUGUACAAUACAGUGCAGUUCCGUAGUGUGUGUGCCAUUGUAUCACUGUUGUGUUACAGAAACAUUAUCACGCAAAGGGGCUAGUCAUUGCUGAAGAGGUACUGAUGAUAUGGUGCACCAUGGAGCACCUCUAGUAGCAGAGAACAGUUUUUUAAAUUUAUAAUUAUGUACAUAAUUGGUGAGACAGUCAAGGGAAAAGGAUAAAGUCAUUUUAUAUUAGUGACAGCAGAGAGAUUUAUAACUACAUAGGUGGACUUGUGCCUGAGUGUAUGAGUAAUGGGAACAUAAAGAAUGGCUUGUAUGAGUGCCAGCUAGUAGACUUGAGGCACUGAGUGUGUGGCUGGAGGUCUCCUUUGGAUAUCUGAACAUAAAUCUGAUCUGGAACAGCUCUCUGAUAUCACGCCGUUAGAGCCUGCUUUGUGUCCGUUUUUAUAAUUUGUUCAGUGUUUCUGAUUCGUAUCAGCCAUUAUUCAUAGGAGAGCAGCUGAGCUGUGAUUUUAACUCAGCAGUUUGUUAAUAUUUUUUUCAGUACAGCUUAAAUAAGUCAAAUGAUAUUUUAGCCUUUCAAAAAUUACUUUAUGUGAGGUAUUGUAUCUAUUAAAAUGCGUGUUGUGCCAAAAAAGGUUUUUUUUUUUUUUGGUCCAUUUCCCAGAAUUCUGUUUUUCUCCUUUAAGUCAUGUUCAUGGAGAUGUAGGGGAAGUGUGCUGUUUGCUAAAUAAAUAAGCCAUGCAGACUGGAGCUGUUUUGUAAAUAUGAGUGUGAAAGUGUUUAUGAGCCUUUAAAACAAUGACUGGAACUUAAUUUGCAGUACAAGUAAGAAUCCAAAAUGAUUGCCGUGUGAUGGGAUUGCCAAAUUUAGAUGUCGGUUGGAGUGCGAUUUUCAACACUGCUGAAACUGAGCCACUUUUAAUUAAUAGCAUUCCAGGAGUUUGCUGAUUUGAGACCAUGAGCAGGUGGCUCAAGGCAUGAGUCUUAGGAAAGUGACUGGAAGUGUGCUGCCCUCUGUGAAGGAGGCCAGAUUGUACUCAAACUCAUUUAUAAUUAUGGUUUUGCUAAAAUGUGUUUUCUCUGUAGCCAUAUUUCAUUUUAUUACUGUGCUGGGGUGCAGUUAUUUUCAGGCUAUACUAAAAAAUAUUUUGCCCGUGCAGUAAAAGCCAAAAUAAAACGUGAUUUAACUUGCUGUGCAGCAAAUCCACUGACGUCCUGUUUGGGGUUAUAGGUGUUGUUCAGGGGAAAAAAUAUAAUACUAAAGUGUGGAUGCCCAACGGCUUUUACACACAUUUUUCACAGUCUCUCACUCAAAGCACACAGCUUUAGUCAAUGGCGUCAUGCAUGAAAUUUUAUUUAAAAAAAAAAAAAAAAAACACCAAAAGUGCAGGACUUUAGUUCAGUUCAGCUUGCAUUAAUGAGGUCAGAGAGAAAAGGUAAAUGACCGAACUGUGAAAAAACAGACAAGGAUGGAAUGGAGAGAAUCUGAGCCAGAACACAGCACCUUUUCUCAACUAUUUCUUCACAAAUGACAGAUAUUCGCAGCCAUUCAUCUUACUACUGCUACCACUAUUGCUACACAGACACUGGUGAACUCACUUCCUCCUUGUACUCUGUUUGAUGAUGUCACUGAGACUAUUUGUUGUUGAAAAG